This is a messenger RNA of Exaiptasia diaphana, 5494 nucleotides long. RefSeq names its product Down syndrome cell adhesion molecule. Bases 324 to 5300 code for a protein of 1658 amino acids. Gene Ontology annotation, molecular function: protein binding. The transcript has 18 exons. Gene Ontology annotation, cellular component: axon; plasma membrane. Gene Ontology annotation, biological process: axon guidance; cell-cell adhesion. Lineage: Eukaryota; Metazoa; Cnidaria; Anthozoa; Actiniaria; Aiptasiidae. The record is from RefSeq and is a predicted model, not a curated record.
ACAACUCGGUUGCUAACGAACGGCGUCGAUCAUGCGAAUUACGCGUGUUGGAAUUUCAUAACUUUCCAUCUCAUUUUGUCUAGAAGACUUCUUAAAAAACACCACUAUUCAACAUCUUGUGAAUUUAUAGCAAAUGCUGAAUACAUGGACUAAAUCGAUGAAGUAAUUACGACAAAUCAUGCUUUAUUUAUGAAGUAAAUCAAAGCUGAGCUCAAAUUAUCCCUGCAUGGCUUCGGUACUGACAUGAAGCUGCUGGUCUCUCAAAGAAUGGCUCCAAUAGAAAGCUGAUUCUAGGGAAGUUGUAAAUAUAYAUUAUUAUAAAGAUGUUUGGUCUUCGAGCUCUUUAUUGGAUUGUUUUAAGUUAUGKUGUCACUGUUUUGGAAGCAACACUGACGUUCACAAUCCAGCCAUCAGAUUUAGUAUAUGCUCCAGGACAAAAGGUGAUGCUUAACUGCCAGGCMUCUGACAGUAAAGGUCGAUCAGUUUUGAUUAACUGGAAAAGGAACAAUACAUGGUUAAUUGACYCAACRAACAAACCCUGGAAAUUUCUUCGUAACAACUCRCUGUAUUUCCAAAGCAUCUCAGAACAAGAUGGUGGUAGGUUUAUUUGCGGGGCAUCAAUUCCAGGCACUAGUGAGACGAUUUACAGUGCAGUAGCCAAUGUCCRGUCAGCUUACACUAGUGGUCUCUUCAGUUCAACACCAUUAAACCAUACCAAAAGAGUUGGUGAUGCCAGUACMUACUUCACUUGUGUUACUGGAAAUAGUCUUCCGUUUGCAAAUGUUUACUGGGAAAAAAAUGGGAACAACCUGUCAAGUGUUAAUGUUGUCAAUCAACAGAUUUCUACGUCGACACCUGAAGUCAAAUURACAUCAUCAAGUCUGACCAUCAAAAACAUAGAUCUGUCCAGUGCAGGAUUCUAUCGAUGUGUUGCUGUCAAUAGCUUUGUGCCGUCUAUAGUGAGAAGGAGUAAAGGCGGCUAUUUGAAUGUAUUACCAAAAGAAGACAAACCUCACUUCCUGGUACAYCCCACAAACCUGGUGGCAACAGAGCACAAACCAGCAAUCCUGCAAUGUGCAAUACUUGGUGUCCCUCAACCUACUGUUACUUGGAUGUACAAUGGACARUCACUAAUCACAUCACCAGCAAGACAAAUCCUUAACAACGGGUCUUUGUACUUUCCGUCAGUCAACAGGACUUUUACUGGMCAAUAUAAGUGUAAAGGGACAAACAAAGUUGGGUCAAUUGAMAGCUCAGAUGUCUUGUUUAGUGUAGCAUUUUUUGAUUUCCAAUUCUUCGAGCAACCUGCAAGCCAGAACGUCACCAUGGGAACGCAAGUGACACUGCGUUGCAGACCACCCACAAGUUAUCCUGUUGAUAUUACCAUUAACUGGUUCAAAAAUUACCAGGAAAUCCAGCCCAGUUCUGSYAUAACCAUUACUAGUUCGGGAUCAUUGGUGUUUAGUGCAAUCAAGAAAACUGACGAAGGGGAAUAUUUUUGUAAUGGUGAAAACAAGGUCUUGAAAGCUGCAAGAACGUCUAACAUUGCGACAAUAACAGUGUGGGUUCCCCCAACGUUCAGUAAACCUCCCAAAGAUACCGCUGUAAUACAGUACCAUGUGCUAACUCUUCAUUGUGAGGMCACAGGGUUCCCAACGCCAUCAGUUUCAUGGCUCAAAGAUGGUGGUGCCCUAAAUAGCAGUCAUGUGACUUUAUUAGCCAAUAAAAGCUUAGUGAUUCAACGUGCGACGGUGAGGGAUGCUGGGAACUAUUCUUGUAUUGCUACCAACAUAGCAGGUCGAGCCGUCAGCUUCGCUAGUGUUGAUAUAUAUGUUCCACCUUCCGUUUCCUCGAAUCCUUCCGACGCUGUUUCUGUUCUUGGACAACCAAUCAGGUUCCAGUGCGGUUUCCAAGGCAACCCUGCACCACGUAUAGAAUGGUAUCAUGGCAGCAACUCCAAAUUUAAACCCGUGYCCUCCACUCCUAAGUACAACACGACUGGGGGUACCCUUAGGAUAACGGCAGUCAGCAUUGAAGAUGAAGGGACGUUCCUUUGUAAGGGGAUUAAUGUUGCUGGUACUGCAAAUGCCUCUGCAUAUCUGAAUGUGCAAGUACCAGUUUCCUUGGAUGCCGGUCCAGUGAACAUAACUGUCAACCAGUCCUCCUCGGCAUCUUUUAAAUGCGUGGCCUCGGGCGACCCAAAGCCGAACAUCACGUGGUUCAAGGGAGUCGUUUUGUUAAGAAAUGGAGGGCGCAUCGUUAUUACAGAGGAAACUCUAUCAAUAACCAGAACUAAUGCAAGUGAUGCAGGAGAAUAUAGGUGUCACGUGACCAAUGGGCUUGCUACGCAUGUUGGGAAAGCACAUCUGRUGGUACAAGUUGUGCCAACCAUUGUAAACUUUGACGUACMUUCCUUUGCACCACUCGGAGGCAGCAAACUGAUGACCUGUCAAUCAAGCGGCAUACCACAUCCGCAGAUCACGUGGUUUAAGGAUAAUAAUGYCAUAACAGGGUCACGUUUCACUUUGUUUGCUAACGGCUCGUUGAGGAUUGUGGGGUUUUUGAGGGGCGAUGGAGGAGUUUACUUGUGCAAGGCAUCUAAUCCUGCAGGAUUUACAACAAGCAAUAAAACACUUACAAUACAAGUUCCACCAGAGGCACCACUACAGCUAUCAGUCAAUUCUCUAUCAUCAACGUCAAUCAAGUUGUCAUGGCAACCAGGGUUCAAUGGCAACGCCCCAAUUACAAGUUACAAGAUCGAUAUGAAAAAGAAUGGGCAAUUAGUUUUCACAGAGGUAGAACCCAGUCUUAAUGGCCGUGAGUUGGUCGUACGUCAUCUCUUGCCCUACACCAAGUAUACUUUCAAAGUAUCAGCGAGAAAUUUUGUUGGUUUGGGGAACAGUACUGAAGCCUCGAAUACCACUUUGGAAGAUGCUCCAUCACAGCCACAAAACGUUCARCUCAGCCCAGUAAAUUCUACUGCAAUUGAAAUCAGGUGGUCAGCGCCUUCCCAUCCAAACGGUAUCAUCAGACGUUACGAGAUUGUUUACCAGUCCCUUCCAAGUGGUUCGGUUCUGAAACAAGUGGUACUGGGUUCUAGUCAACUAAAUGUUGUAGUGACCAGUCUUCUGCCGUUCACCGAAUACGCGGCAARAAUCAGAGCUUUUACUGUUGUGUGGGGGAAUUUUUCCAAAGAUGUGAUACAGAGAACAGCUGAAACAGCACCUAAAGUAACUCCUCACAAUGUAAAGUGCCGUGCAGUUAGCUCAACGUCUGUGUUGGUCACUUGGGAGCUGGUCCCAGUUAAUGCUUCGAAUGGAAUAAUAAGAGGAUAUCAAGUCCUAUACCGUGCCAUAACUCACAAUGAYGUCACGAAGAGGAUCGUGAGCAACCGAACAAGUAAUUUCACAAUCCAAGGAUUAUAUCCAUGGACGUUUUACAACAUCUCAGUUCAGGCAUUCACGGUCGAUUUUGGACCAGUUAGCGAAUGGAAGACUGUGCGAACACACGAAGCAGCUCCUUCUGCCGCACCUAACGUMACUCUGACGUCACCAAAUGAAUCAAGUAUCCUAGCAACCAUAGCCCCGCCUCCAGUAAACAUGCGCAAUGGCAUCGUCAUUGGCUACAACGUGUCGUACAAAGCAUCCAACUCAUUGAACGUUGUUCACGUGUUUGCUUCAUCCAAUCACACUGYAGUGGUGUUGCUAAGCAACCUUGAUGUUUAUACAUACUACACGGUUACUGUUGCCGCGGCAACGAAAGCUGGAGCUGGACCGAUGAGUAAAGAAAUGAAGUUACGAACGCAGGAAGGAGUUCCUAAUGAGGUUAACAUAGUCUCCCUURAAUUAUCYGAACAAAAAGYCAACACUGUUGAGAUCAAGUGGUCAGCGCCACGCCCAGUCAGGGGGGAGAUAGUACAYUAYAAAAUAUCCUAUAAUCAAUCUAGUGGAGACCAGGCYUCAGUAACGACAMAAGAAACRUCAAUCUCAAUACMAGACUUACAGUAYARCUCUACUUACCAUAUAUGGGUAAUGGCMAAGACUUCUAAAGGAUAUGGAAUGCCGGGAAAUAUUGAGAAGAUAACAACAGGUCCCAARCCAACAGUCCCACCUACCACAGGGAGACCAACUACCACAGUUACAAACUCCACAGAACCAGUGGUWAAAAUCACUUCCGGGGAGAGAUCUGGGAUCUACUUGAGCGAACAAAAUAUGAUGAUUAUCGGGAUCUGCGCWGGCGUUGUUUUCCUAAUUCUUUUGAUCCUUGUUAUUUACUGUGGAUGCACUCAAUUAAGAAGRGAUAARCGAAGUGAUCACAUGAAAGCAAGAAAGACCGGAUCACUAGGCUUAGAUGUUCAUGAACUAAGGGGAGUAUCUCCWGACAGGAGACCAGUCCUCGACGUUCAAGAAGAGACGAGCGUAAACUCGGCUGACUCUUUUGAAGAUUACUCCGAUUUCAACAGCUCCAUAACGGGAAUUGCAUCGGAACAAACAGGCUCAGAACCAAUCUCCAAAAAGGUAUCAUCCCCAUCACAGCCUUCGUCUGAGGUGACUGGGAUCCAGCCUCCUCCUCAGCCGUCAGUCAAACGCGUGGAGUCMAAGGAACAGAAGAAUGGCCGUCCGCACCUGUCAAAGAAUCACCUCAGUAAAUUAAAAAACAAGAAACUUUCUCUUGGUUCUAAUGAUAGCUUUUAUGAUCAGCCGUACUCCAGUGUCGAUGAACUGGGGACUGGAUUCUCAAGCUUCACACCCCCACCCCCUGAAGAUUUCAGAAAUGAAAACUCCAGCCCUUCAAGCAAUGACACUCCCAGGGAAACCCCCAGAGAAUUUUCUAAUGAGUUAUACAAUCCAGUAUUAGAACAUCCCAAUGAAGUGAAACCGCAACCUAUUUAUUCCGAAUACGCCGAACCGGAAGUUCUGUUUAAUCCAAGACCUGCUGUGGAAGAGGACGUCAUUGAACCGGAAGUCMUUACACCUCCACCGGAAGCGUUUAUGUCAGACUUUGAAGGCAUCCAGAACGAAGGGUAUAAUACAGACGAAGAGCUUGAUAACUACCUGGGACAAGAACAAUCAAAAAAACAAAGCGAAGCAUAUCCGUCAUCAAAAUCACAUGCGUCAUCACAGUCUCUUGCGUCAUCACAGUCUCCUACGUCAUCACAGUCUCCUACGUCAUCAAGAAGUCAAAGUGCUAGUCCACCAAUUUACGCCACGGUCGAUAAAUCCAAGAAGAAGAAGAAGAAGAAGAAAGAAGAAACCGAUCACGAUCCAGUUGUAGUUUAUGACGAACGUACAAACUUGUGAACACGAUUAGUUUUACUUGACUAUAAAUAAGGACUCGUGUCACAAUUUCCAUGCAGCUUUUAGCAAUUGAACAACAACAACUUACUGAAAAUACUGUACUUGUAAGUCGUAGGGAGCAUUUGCACUAGGAAAACGUGCUCAAAAAACACCUACAAAUAACGAUUUUUAAUAAAACACCAAAACGGACAAAAAUA